This is a messenger RNA of Prunus avium (sweet cherry), 853 nucleotides long. The record is from RefSeq and is a predicted model, not a curated record. Lineage: Eukaryota; Viridiplantae; Streptophyta; Magnoliopsida; Rosales; Rosaceae.
AUUGAGGAGAAGCAUAGGGAUCUAUGUCGCUUGGUCAUACAGUUCAUACCACCUGUGACGCCUCCCCAGUUGCCUGGUUCAGUGUUCAGAACAUUUUUACAGAACAUUCUACUAAAGAACAGAGGAGCUGACCGGAACCUUCCACCUCCGGGAGUUUCAAGCAAUUCCGUUCUUGUUUCUUUGUAUACAGUUAUACUUCAUUUUUUAUCUGAAGGGUUUGCAAUGGGAGAUAUUUGUGGCUGGUUGAAGAGCAGUGAAAAUGGUCCUGAUGUUGGUUUUCUUCAUAGGGGUGGUCAACGAAGCUUCCCUGUAGGUUUAUUUCUUAGAAAUGAUCCUCAUCGAAAUGACAAUUCUAGGCUUGGAGGAUCGUUUAGUCAUCUCUCAAAAUCAAACCCUGUAAAUGAUGAGGAAGCAGAAGUAAUUCGGUGGGAGGAAGGCUGUAUGGAUGAUGAAGAAACCGGAGUGACUCAUUCAAGUACAAAAAAACCAUGUUGUUGCUCAUGUUAUAAUGAUGAUUUUACAAGAAUCUCAAAGUAUCCGAUUAGAUACACAGCCAAAGGUUCUCAUGUCCAUUGCAGUCCAAUUCCAGAGAGAUCUGCUCAUGUUGCUACAGAAUGCAGUACUGGAAAUUUGAAUGAUGAAUUAGCAGAUAAACCUAGCUCUAGUUAUCAAUCUGAAUCUGAGUUUAGUUAUUGCCCAGUGCAGCAAUUGAGGUUUGUACCAAGGGAAAAUAAUAUGUCUUCAGCCACACUCAGAGAAGAAGAACUUCUAGAUGUUCUGUUGCUGUUGUAUCAUAUAGGUCUUGCACCAAAUUUUAAGCAGUCAUGGUCUGAUGUGGUUUUGUCUUUAACAG